AUGAUCUUCUUGAGACUUCGUUUGUGUCGCCUGUCAGGCAAACAUGCAGAGAUCGUAACUCAAGUUUGGACGGAUAUGGCACUGGGAAGGGCUGCCGAAGUCAUACAAUCUCUCGAGUCAUCCGCUGAAAACUACACGAUAGCCUGGAAUCUUUUAACAAAAAGAUUCGAGGAUAAACGCGCAAUAGCUAGCAGACAUUUGCAACUGUUAUUAGACAUUCCCGUAAUGCAGAAGGAAUCGGGAACACAAUUGAGACAGACCCUGGAUAGCAUUUUACGACACAUUCGAGCGUUAGAAUUCCUCAAGGUCAAUACCUGGGAUUCAGUAAUUAAUUAUUUAAUGAUUGCGAAAUUGGAUGCAUCAACACGCCGGGAGUGGCGGACUCACAUUAAAGAUAAGGACGACAUCACGGUUGCCAGCUUGACCGACUUUCUCGAAGAAAGGUGCCUCAUAGUUGAACCCGAAAUUAGUAAGGCCGGUACGGAUAAAACACAGUCGAACAAAAAUACAUCGCAGCAGAAACGGUCAGACAAAUCAGCGUCAUUCGCGAAUACAACCAAAGAGAAUCGAGACAGUCAAGAAUGUAGUUUUUGCAACGAAGAAUCGCAUUCAAUGUAUUCUUGUAAUAAAUUUAAGGAAUUGCCAGUCCAGCAAAGAACCGAAGGUGCGACCAAUACUGGUAAAACAGACGUUAAGGACUUAGGUUCCGGGAACGCGGAGAAACGUGAUUCAAGCGUAAAUUGUACGAGCGUCGAUAUCCCUGGGCAAUCUAGGGUGUUGUUAUCCACGGCUCGGGUAUGGAUUUACGAUUCGUCUGGUAAGAUGCACGAAUGUCGAUUAUUGUUAGACUCUGCAUCGCAAUCGAAUUUCUUAAGCAAGGCACUAUGUGAACGACUACAAUUGGCGACGCAGAAGUACAGUUGUUCAGUGGGGGGUUUAGCGUCCUCCAUUAACGUCACAGAGUCCGCAUCUACUGUGAUUCAAUCAAAGCGUACGGCGUAUCAUACGAAGAUCAAUUUCUUAAUAAUCGAGCGAAUAAUUGAUAAGUUACCGUUGUCGGACAUUGAUGUUGCGCACUUACGCAUACCGGAUAAUAUCAGACUCGCCGAUGACAGGUUUCAUAUGUCCGACAAAAUUGACGGCAUCUUGGGAGCCAGCAUUUUCUGGAGUUUGUUAUGCAUCGGCCAAGUUCGGCUCGGCAGAUUCCAGCCAACACUUCAAAAAACCCAUCUUGGAUGGAUAGUGUCUGGAAGCGUCACCGACCAAGGGCAACCUAAUACCUCUGUGUGUUGUUUCUCCUCCGAAGUGCAGCUUCGUGACGGGAUCGAGGGAUUCUGGAAGAUUGAGGAAGUUGAUAAGGCUCCAGUUGCGUCAAAGGAUGACGAGGACUGUGAAACGCAUUUCCGGGAGACACACCAACAAGACGAUACAGGACGUUUCACGGUCAGCUUUCCAUUCAAGGGUCAUACAGAUGAGUUAGGAGAAUCGUACGACGGCGCUUUGAAGAGAUUUUACAAAUUAGAGCAACGUUUCAAUAGAGAUCCACGACUGAAGGAGGAGUACGUACGCUUCAUGGAAGAAUACAUCACGCUCAAUCAUAUGACGAUUGUCAACGAAGGGCAAGACGAAUCUUCAAUCGCACAUUACAUUCCACAUCACCCAGUCGUGACCACAUACAAUGACCAACGCAGACUUCGGGUGGUGUUUGAUGCUUCUGCUAAAACCUCAUCAGGAAAAUCGCUAAAUGACAUUCUACUAGUGGGCCCCACCAUACAACAGACUUUGUUCUCCAUUAUAUUACGGUUUCGGCAACAUCAACAUGUUCUAACGGCGGACGUGAUAAAAAUGUAUCGCCAAGUCAACAUUACCGAAAGGCAAAGGAAUUUACAGCGGAUCUUAUGGAGAUCAAGCAGCGACGGGCCUGUCCAAGCAUAUACGCUAAAUACGGUAACAUACGGAAUAUCAGCGGCACCGUUCAUGGCAAUUAGAGCAUUGCAACAGACAGCGCAUAACGCACAUGUGUCUCACCCAGACGCGGCUCGA
Messenger RNA from Vollenhovia emeryi, 2043 nucleotides. RefSeq lists its product as uncharacterized. Lineage: Eukaryota; Metazoa; Arthropoda; Insecta; Hymenoptera; Formicidae. The record is from RefSeq and is a predicted model, not a curated record. The annotation marks the transcript as partial. The transcript is spliced from 3 exons.